GUUUAUUUUAGGAACACUCAUUUCCGGAAACCGGCGACGUUGCAACUAAACAGAAAAGAAACCAAAAUGCCGACCGUAAUUGCAGAACAGAAAAAAUUCCCAACUGUCGACAACACAGAUGGUGUCUUAACAGAAGAAUUUCUAGAGGCAGCGUCUGGUGCUGCUGAGAUUGUCAAGUCAAUGGGCUCACAGUUUUCAAUGACAAGGGAUGAUAUGCUAGGAAAUAUAACGAAAGUGCGCACAAAGUUUGAUACAGAUCGGGAGAAAUUCCGCCAGUUAAAGGACCUGCUGCAGGAUGAGAAAGAUAAAAAAGAGGACAAGAACGACAAGUCUGGCACAGUUGGUGCUCUCUGGCUCAAACGAGGUCUGGAGUACCUGUGUGAGGUGUUUUGGGAAUUGAUCACAGAGCACGAGGCGAGCAAGCAACCUGGGGGGAAGUCAGACAGCGGGGCAGUUAAGGUUGCCUGCAGCAACGCCUACAAGAAAACGCUCACUAAACACCACAACAUGGCCACUAGGAUGAUUGUAAAGGGUGCUUUGAUGGUUUCCCCAUACAAGGAGACUCUGAUGACAAAUCUGGCCAAGGGCGAGAAAGGGAAGGAUGAUGAGGUUACAGAUGACUUGAAAGCCUAUGAGCCACCACUGCGAGCCUUUGUGAUCAUCGCGGGGAAACUGUUCAAUGAUUUUGGGCACAAAGAUGAUUGCAUUGAAUCUCACUAAUGACAUCCCCCUGCAAUGACUGUGUUCCUGGAAGAUGGCUGAAUAUUUAUUGUGCUAUUAAUGAAAUCUCAUAUAUGCAGAUAUAGUCACCAUUAGCUUAUUAGCUCAUUUGUUUUUGUUUGUUGAAGAAAAACAUCUAGGUUUUGUCAAAGCUUUGGUGUUAUCCGCAUCAUGGGUGGUGUCAUGUAAAAUCUUCAACCUUGGCCAAAAAAAUCUUGGACUAAGUUCACAUGUAAUGAUGUUACCAAUGACAAUAUGCACAUUUUUGGCUUGGUGCAUACAUGUCGCUGUAAGUUUUGUCAAGUUAUUGCCCUUGAAUGACUGAGGAAUACAGACAAGCAUUAAAGUCUACUGAUGUUGUUCUCGUUUGUUAUUUCUGUUUUAAAUACUGCUUUGUGGGUUGUUGUUUUGAUUCGUAGUACAAAGAUCCUUUACACACAUGAUACAUAAUUGAAAUGUAUGUUGUGUACUAUGCAUUUUUAUUAAAGCCCUAAGUUUUGUUUUGUUUUUGAAUGGAAAACAAUGGGUAUUUCUGCUGCCAUUGUGUUGAAAAUCUAUGAAAGAGUGGGUGUAAUUUACUUGAAAAUAAUUUCUGCUUUAAAUUCAUGUUUUUUUUAUAUUGAUAGUCAUUGAUUAAUUUUUGUACUUGUACAUAAACAUGUAUAUGAUCAUAUCUGAUCAUGAGAGGUUUUUUUUGUAAAACAUUAUCAUGCAAAUUUGAUUUUUGUAUGAAACAUCUAAAUGGUUACAUUCCUGUUGAAAAAUGGCAUACUUUUCGCCCUUUGCCCUGGCGUCAAUUUGUUUUUUAAAAUUCUUAAGAAUAAUAAGUUUAGUACUUUAUUUUAUUAUGCUGCAUUUCUUACUCUGUCUUGAUUUUAGCGAAUAUAAAUAAGUUGGUCUUGAUUAUCAUAUUAUAGAUAAUCUCAUUGCAUGGUCAAAAUCUCUUAAAGCUGCACUCUCACAGAUUGAACAUUUUGACAACUUUUUUAAUUUUUUGUCUUGAAACGAGCCAUUUUUUGCGAAAUGCAUGGAAACCUGUUAAAUAAGUUUGUUGACAGAAUAUUAGAUUGCAGAUUUUUAUUUUCAAGAUGUUUUAUGCAUUUUUCUUAAACCGUUAGUAACGGUUUAAGCCAUAAAACAUUUAAUUUUCGAACGGAAAUAUGAAAAUAUGCGAUCUGAUCUUUUGUCAGCAACCUUUUAUCAUUGGCUUGCAGGUAUUUACGCAAAAAUUUGCUCUUUCCAAAACAAAAAAUAAAGAAAGUUGUAAAAACAGUAUAUCUGUGAGAGUACAGCUUUAAGAAUGUCACAAUAACACUAACUUUACUAAAAUAAAAAUAUCGGGUUUAGCUUAAUCAUGUGAUUUAACAUGUUUCUAGAAAUAUGGGAUGCUUGUUUAAUUAUAGUGCUUAACUUUACUUACAUCAUGCAAUAAUUGGAUUAGAAAUGGAAAUGUGCAAUGGUUUAAACAAUCAUGUAUUAUAAAUAGGCAAUAAACAGGCACUCUUUGUACAAAAUGUUGUAGAACUGAUUUGUAUGACAUGAAAGUAUAUCACGCCUCCAACAUGAAUAACAUAAUGCCUUUGGUCUGGGUGGCUAAUCUUUAUAUCAUGUCACAAAAUGGCGUCUGUUUUUCCGAUUCCAAUGAAUUAAUGAAGCAUUUCCAAGUAAUGUUGGUGUCUUGAUGAAUGGAGGUUGUUGGGGAGAUAUAUACUUUACGGGGCUAGUAGGAGACCUGAUAUGGGAGUCAUUGUCACCCCCGAUAUGGUUUCCUUGUCCCGUAUAUCCUGUAUUGUGUCACCUACUGACCAUGUAACUUAUGAUAUUAGCAUUAAAAGUUAAAUGUGCUUGAUAAGAAAUUUGUGUUCAAAGUUCUUGAGAUGUUUGGAGAAAACAUGUUGAUUGCCUCCAUAACAGAUCAUUACAACCACAUUAUGAUCUCGCAAUUUUAAGAAUUAAAUCAUCUUUAAAAGAUGCUAUUUUUGGACUUAAUCUAGAAAAACAUGUUGUGUGUUUUGCAUGCAUAGUUAAUUUAUUCUGCUAGUGUACAUGUCAUAAUACAUGUUAAAUUAUGUUCCAUGUAUAUAAUGAAAUAACUGACCACAUGUAAAUUGUAGAAAUAAUUUAUAUAGAUUACAUAUAUUUUCAAAAGUGUGCUUUAUCAAAACAUAUCAUACAUGUCUAUUGUAAACAGAUUAUAAUGAAUGGGAUUAUUUAUUUUUUUUGGGGGGGGGGGUCGUCGCCGGGUCCGGACCGAUAGAGGUUCCAAAGUUUUAGAAGCCCUGAUAAUGAUAACGUAAAGAAUGAUUUAUAAUGUGAUAGUUUUACUUGCAUUGCUGGCUGUAUUGAUGAGUGAUAAUUUUAUGUUAUUAUUUAUUUUUGAUUUUCUGGUGGCUUAUAGAGAUUCAUCAGUGAAAUAAAAAUGAUAUUUCACUGUUUCAAACAGUGCAACAAUAUUUUGAUCAUUUUUACUGUUUUUGUAAUUUUAGCCCAAAUCAAACAUCAGAACAGGGCUGAGACACAAUUUCAUCAUAUCAAAAAUGAUCGUAUUUUUGCAUACAAUUUGGCUUUCUGAUAAACAACAAUUUACUAAUUGAAAAUUGUUUGUUUCUGUGUAAGAUGGUGAUCUACAUCAUGAACACCAAAAAUGAAUAUUUCAUUCGAGGUAUAUAUUAAAAUCUUACACUGAAACAAACUUUUAUCCACUUUAUAUAUAUAUACAUGAAAACACCAUCUCUGGUCGAUACAGCCACCUAUGAAAUUUGAAGUGUUCGGUAAAUGUUGUAACCUAUUACUCUCACCAAAAUGCUGGGUUAGUAUUGGUAGAUAAAUUGAAACCCACACUACGACAAAAUUAUACGAGGAAACUGGACCACAGUUGUAAAUGUCAUUAUGUAUUGCUCUUACCAAAAUGCUUCGCAAGAGUUGGAUGACAAAUUGAAACCCAUGCUGUAACAAAAUUGAAGAAGGUAACUGCACCACAGACUACGGUACUUGCUCAUAGCUUAUGAAUAGAUAUUAAAAUAUAGAACCUUUAUUCAUGCUUUUGCUUUGUUUAAAUUGUUUCAAGUACAUUUUUAAACUUCUUUAUGUCUGAUUUUCUUGAUAUUUUUUUGUUUCCAAAGCAUUUAUGAUUAUUUCAUGUAUUAUAAUUUGUAACUCUGCUUCACUGCAAUAAAGCUUAAUUUGUUUUGAAAUAAAGCGGUUACAAGUCGUU
Mya arenaria is the source of this 3934-nucleotide messenger RNA. RefSeq names its product pleckstrin homology domain-containing family A member 8-like. The transcript has 6 exons. Gene Ontology annotation, molecular function: ceramide 1-phosphate binding; ceramide 1-phosphate transfer activity. Lineage: Eukaryota; Metazoa; Mollusca; Bivalvia; Myida; Myidae. Gene Ontology annotation, cellular component: cytoplasm; cytosol; membrane. Gene Ontology annotation, biological process: ceramide transport; intermembrane lipid transfer. The coding region runs from base 67 to 720 and encodes 217 amino acids. The record is from RefSeq and is a predicted model, not a curated record.